AAUACAAAUAUAUUACCAAUUAUAAGUAAAAAAAUUUCGAAACGUUUGGGGGCGAUAUAGAUCCGCUAAAGAGAAAGACAGCGAUAUAGGAAUUUUACUUCACACACACUGAAAAAUGGCGCCACUUUUGCAGAGCUCUCAGCCAUGGGUCGAAAAAUAUCGGCCAAAGCAAGUGAAAGAUGUAGCACACCAGGACGAGGUGGUCCGCGUUCUCACCAACACUCUCGAGACCACAAAUUGCCCUCACAUGCUCUUCUAUGGACCGCCCGGCACCGGCAAGACCACCACCGCACUCGCCAUCGCCCACCAGCUCUUCGGCCCUGAGCUCUACAAGUCCAGGGUGCUGGAGUUGAAUGCAAGUGAUGACCGUGGCAUCAACGUUGUUCGGACAAAGAUCAAGGGUUUUGCUGCUGUGGCUGUAGGUUCUGGUCAGCGUCAAGGGGGUUAUCCAUGUCCGCCAUACAAGAUUAUAAUUCUAGAUGAGGCAGAUUCAAUGACUGAAGAUGCUCAGAAUGCCCUGAGGCGUACUAUGGAAACUUACUCCAAAGUUACAAGAUUCUUUUUUAUAUGUAAUUACAUCAGCAGGAUCAUAGAACCACUUGCUUCAAGGUGUGCAAAGUUCAGGUUCAAGCCACUUUCAGAAGAAAUAAUGACUACUCGUAUAUUGCAUAUUUGCAACGAAGAAGGCCUCAAUCUGGAUGCUGAGGCUCUUUCAACCUUAAGUUCUAUUUCACAGGGUGAUCUUCGUCGGGCUAUUACCUACUUGCAGUCUGCUGCGCGAUUAUUUGGAUCAACCAUUUCUUCCAAGGACCUUAUUAGUGUGUCUGGGGUGCUACCACAAGAGGUCGUUGAGGCAUUUCUUAUAGCAUGCAAAAGCGGUGACUUUGAUUUGGCAAACAAGGAAGUCAAUAAUGUAAUUGCAGAGGGAUAUCCGGUCUCUCAGAUGCUUUUUCAGUUACUUGAGGUGGUUGUUGAGGCAGAUGACAUAUCAGAUGAACAGAAGGCCAGAAUUUGCAAGAAAUUGGGCGAAGCAGAUAAGUGUCUUGUUGAUGGUGCAGACGAGUACCUCCAGCUGCUUGAUGUGGCUGGCAAUACAAUGAGAGCUCUUUGUAACAUGCCACAAGAAUUCUCUUAUGAGUGCUAGGUAGUUUGGCAACUCUAACUUCAAUACAGCUUGUUGUCAGUUCAUUUAGAGACAGUUUAUUCAAAUUUGGGAGAUGAUAAAUCUGUCAAACCGAAAAAUCUUUUAGUAGCCAAAUGCUGAAAGGAAACAUGGCAUCCACGGAGGAAUUGUUCCUUCUAAUGUUUUCUUUCCUUGGAACAAUUUCUUAUGCCUAAUGUAAUGUGAGUUCAAUAUAUGUUAAGUCUCUCAACCUAAGAGUUCAA
Quercus robur (English oak) is the source of this 1386-nucleotide messenger RNA. Its product is annotated as replication factor C subunit 2. Gene Ontology annotation, molecular function: DNA clamp loader activity; DNA binding; ATP binding. The coding region runs from base 116 to 1144 and encodes 342 amino acids. Gene Ontology annotation, biological process: DNA-templated DNA replication; DNA repair. NCBI's taxonomy places the organism in Eukaryota, Viridiplantae, Streptophyta, Magnoliopsida, Fagales, Fagaceae. The transcript is spliced from 12 exons. Gene Ontology annotation, cellular component: nucleus; DNA replication factor C complex. The record is from RefSeq and is a predicted model, not a curated record.